This is a messenger RNA of Ectocarpus sp. CCAP 1310/34, 1368 nucleotides long. NCBI's taxonomy places the organism in Eukaryota, Phaeophyceae, Ectocarpales, Ectocarpaceae. The record is from the annotation of a GenBank genome assembly.
AUGUCGGCUGCUGCUGAGACCGCGCCGCUGGCCAGGUGCGCACGAGGGCAGAGAGGCUGGUACACGAGCGAAGCGCAGCACGAGAUCUCCGAAGCGUCGAAGGAGAUUAAGGCGGCCCAGCAGCAACUGCGUGGGGCCUCAAAGAACAGCGCCUGCGAGGCGACCCUGAAGGCGAUGCUCAAGGCGGCACGGAAGAAGCGCAGCAACUCGAGGUGGAGAGCACUGGAAACGUUCUUUGAGGGCUAUGUACGGCAGCUCGAGAAGAAGAGCCGCGAGGGGGAUCAGGCGGGUUUCUACAGGCACCUGAAGAUGAUCGACGUCGAAGGUAAGAGGUCGUUCACCUCUCAGAACAUCAAGGACGAGGACGGCAAGGUCCUUCGGGACCCCACGUUUAUUCGCCAACGGUGGGCACGGUGGUUCCACAAGCUUCUCAACACCAAGUCGCCGACCAUCGACCGGCAUGCGGCUGAUAAGGUCAAGCGGUGGCCCACGUGCGUGCCACUCGACGACAUCCCAUCUCUACUUGAGGUUGAGGAAGCGGUACGGGAAAUGGCCAACAGAAAGGCCGUCGGGCCGGACGACCUACCGGCUGAGCUGAUCAAGCUUUUCCUGGACGGAGAUCAAGGUCUCCUCCGCGAAUUCCACGCCAUUGUCGUGGACGUGUGGCAGACUUGGGACGUACCACAGCAGUGGAAGGAUGCCAUCAUCAAAGUGCUGCUCAAGCAGGGGGACACGAUGGAGUGCGGCAACUACCGGGGCAUCUCUCUCGUCGCACACGCCGGCAAGGUGCUGCUUAAGGUCGUCGCUACACGACUGAGCCACUACUGCGAGCGAGAGGGCAUCCUCCCGGAGGAGCAGAGCGGUUUCCGCCCACACCGGUCGACGCUCGACAUGCUGUUCGCGAUCCAGCGGCUCCAUGAGCUCGCGAGGAAGAAGAGUACUGCGGUGUUCGCGUGCUUCGUCGACCUCACCAAGGCAUACGAUUCGGUAGACCGAGACCUAUUGUGGGACGUGCUCCGACGCUUCGGCGUGCCCCCGAAGAUGCUGGCGGUCAUUCGCCACUUCCACGAGGGCAUGAGGGCGCGCGUCCGAACGGACGACGGGCAGUACUCGGAAUGGUUCGACGUGGGCCAAGGCCUCCGACAGGGAUGCAACCUGGCCCCGCUGCUGUUCAACUUGUUCUUUGCCGCGAUGCUCAUGGUCGCCGUGGCCGAGUUCGACAAGGACCCCAAGGUGACGGCGGAUAUGAUCAAGAUCGCAACACGAGUGGAGUGCACGGGCAAGAGGGGCAGGUCGGCGGGGAAGAAGGCGAUGAUGGUGACGGUCGCAGAGGCCCUGUGAGACAUGCUCUACGCUGACGACGCGGCC